Molecule: messenger RNA, 2224 nt
Organism: Cottoperca gobio
Lineage: Eukaryota; Metazoa; Chordata; Actinopteri; Perciformes; Bovichtidae
Gene: dhx36
Product: DEAH (Asp-Glu-Ala-His) box polypeptide 36
Exons: 15
Coding region: 377-2224 (615 amino acids)
Cellular component (GO): nucleus; intracellular anatomical structure; cytoplasm
Molecular function (GO): RNA helicase activity; DNA helicase activity; G-quadruplex RNA binding
Source: RefSeq, a predicted model, not a curated record
UCGUACAACCAAUCACAGAGCGCUACGAUAAUACCAUGCUGCGUGAACUGCUGACGUCACUUCUGUGCGACCUGCCGGAUAGAAACGAGAAAGCAUAAUGAAAAACAUACGAAAUGAUACAUUUUGACAGCAUCUGAGUGUUUCUACUUCAUGAGUUAACCAGUGAGUCAACAUUUAAAUGGUAAAUGUAGCUAUCCUGACGUUAACGGUCAGUAGCAACAUAACGUUACGUAUGUUUAACUUUAGUCUCUCUAAGUAACGCUAGCAACAGCGUGUAGCUAACGUCACAAUAAAUCGUAGCAUUACUUACUGGUUAACGGAUAUUCUGACAGCCGUUUAGCAUUUUCUCCUGCCACAGCUUGUUUCUGACUACAGUAUGAGUAAUGGGUAUGGAGGUGGAGGUGGGAGAAGAGGCAGAAGAGGAGGUCGAGGAGGUCGAGGGUACAGAGAUGGGAGCAGAGAAAGAUGGGACAGAGGAGGUGGAGGAGGUCGAGGGUACAGAGAUGGGAGCAGAGAAAGAUGGGACAGAGGAGGUGGAGGAGGUUCAAGAGAACAGCAUUCUGACUUUGACCAGGACCGAGGAGGAGGAGGAGGAGGAGGAGGAGGAGGUGGACAACGGGACCGUCCCCCUCCACACCUGAAAGGACGGGAGAUUGGUCUGUGGUACGCAAGAUACGGAGCCGUGAGAAGGAAGCAGGCUGACCGGACAUCGCGGGCGGUGGUCCAGAUGGAUGCGGCCAGAGAGCAGCACAUUACCAAGCUGCUUAACUCUGUCCAAAAUGAUCAGCCUGGUCCAGCGAGAGACGGCCGGGAUGCAAGAGCCUCUACGUCUGACAGCUGGCGGGCAGCUGCCAAUAGUAGCGGUCAUUGCUACUUUGAUGGGGAUGUGUCUGAAGAGGAUAAACUGAAGAUUGAGUUCAAAUCUGAGGACGAGGAGGAAGAAGUUACUCCAGGCCAGAAGAAAACAACUCGUUGCUUCUCUUCACCUGCCGCUGAAGAUGAGCCUCCUGAUGCGUGGGAUAAAGAAGAGCAGCAGGAGAAAGAGGAGCAGGAGAAAGAGGAGAAAGAGAAACUGAGAAGGAAGGACAAGGACCUGGAGUUCUUAUAUCAGGAAGUAGUCAGAGACAGUUCACUGGACGAGCGCUUAAAGAGAGAUCUGCAGAGCAAGAAAUCAGAUGCAAAGUACAAAGAAAUGCUGAAAUUUAGGGAAAAACUACCAUCCUAUAAGAAAAAAGAGGAGCUGGUGCAGCUGAUCAACUCUAACCGUGUCCUGGUGGUGAGCGGAGAAACAGGCUGUGGAAAGACCACUCAGGUCACCCAGUUCAUCCUAGAUGACUACAUCAACAGAGGCGUGGGCUCAAUGUGUCGUGUGGUCUGCACGCAGCCUCGUCGCAUCAGUGCCAUCUCGGUAGCAGAGCGUGUGGCGGCAGAAAGGGCAGAAAGUGUCGGGAAUGGAAAUUCUUGUGGUUACCAAAUCCGCCUGCAGAGCCGGUUACCACGGAGACAAGGUUCGGUCCUGUACUGUACAACAGGCAUUAUUCUUCAGUGGCUUCGCUCGGACACAUUGUUGUCCAGCAUCAGCCACCUGGUGCUGGACGAGAUCCACGAGAGGAACCUGCAAUCUGACGUUUUGCUCGUCAUUGUGAAGGACAUACUCGCCCAUCGAGACGACCUCAAGAUCGUCCUCAUGAGCGCCACACUCAACGCAGAGAAGUUUUCGAAAUAUUUUGACAACUGUCCAAUAAUCCACAUCCCCGGUUUGACGUUCCCGGUGGAAGAGUUCCUCCUCGAGGACAUCGUGGAGAUGACGAGGUAUCGUCCCCAGAAUAAGAACAGUCGCCCCUCGUGGAAGAAAGGCUUUUUGCAGGGCCGCCAGUCCAGACCUGAGAAGGAGGAGAAGGAGGCUGAAUACAAGGAGAGCUGGCCUUGUUAUGCACGCUCACUGCAGGACAGAUACUCUGAGAACACCAUUGAGACACUAGAGGCUUUGGACAAUGAUGAGAAGAUUGACCUGCAGCUGAUCCUGGCACUGAUUCACCACAUUGUGCUCAAUGAUGAGGAAGGAGCCAUCUUGGUGUUCCUGCCUGGCUGGGACAACAUCAGCAGUCUCAAUGACCUGCUCACGGCUCAGCAGAUGUUCCGAUCAGACCGGUUCGUUAUCAUCCCUCUGCACUCCCUCAUGCCUACCGUUAAUCAGACGCAGUGCCAGGACUUGCUGGGCUGA